UUCCCAUGCAGACGUUCUUUUAUGCGGACACAAAGUGGUCUAGCCGUUUCCCCGAUAUAUUCCUCGCCGCAUCAAUAUAUGUACAACGAUUUUUCUCCCGAACUUGUCAAACGAUCCGCUUUGGCAGAAGAUGUUGGUAUGAUGUUCAAAGGCCUGAGGGGAUUGCGAGGAAAGCGAAUGCCGUACAUGAAUCUGAAGGGACUUCGUGGCAAACGACUGUUCUAGGUAAGGUGAACUCUCUCAAUAGACCAAUCGGGUCCAUUUUCCCCGCUCUUUUCGUUGGCCCGAGUUUCACUGUAGUGGGGUCGCCAAGAUGUUCAACAAGUUGCUGA
Molecule: messenger RNA, 332 nt
Organism: Angiostrongylus costaricensis
Lineage: Eukaryota; Metazoa; Nematoda; Chromadorea; Rhabditida; Metastrongylidae
Source: the annotation of a GenBank genome assembly